Molecule: messenger RNA, 526 nt
Organism: Diaporthe batatas
Lineage: Eukaryota; Fungi; Ascomycota; Sordariomycetes; Diaporthales; Diaporthaceae
Exons: 2
Coding region: 104-526 (140 amino acids)
Molecular function (GO): oxidoreductase activity
Source: RefSeq, a predicted model, not a curated record
CUUUACUAGGACCAGCCUGUAUUUUCCCCCACAAUACCUGAUCAUUCCGUUUGCCUGACCGGCAGGAUCUUGAGCCCUCACCUCGGCCCCUACUCACGCAAAUAUGGCUUCUCGCGAUGUCCUCAAAGUCUCGGCCUUGCACUACAAGGACCCUAGCAAGACUGAUGAGGAGUUCGAGAAGCACGUCUGCGAGAACAUUAACCCGGCUUGGGUGAAGCUGGUGAAGAGACACGAGGUUAUGAAAUAUUCCAUCACAUUUUGCCCCGGCGAUGUCUCCGAAGCCCUGGCCGCCACAGUAGAUAAGGUCCGCCCCGGUUGGACCGUCAUCCGCUCACACGCGGUCCUGACCUACUGGGUCCGGGAUAUCCAGCACAUGAUGGCUCUCACAAGCGACCCGGAGUAUCAGGAGAUUGGUCGCAAGUCUGAAGAUGGCUGGAUCGACUCCACGAGGGGCGAGAUCAUGGUGGGGUUCGAAAAGGUUUACGUCAACAACAAGGAGAUUGUCGACGAGGUCGCCAAAAACUAG